Adineta steineri is the source of this 1577-nucleotide messenger RNA. The record is from the annotation of a GenBank genome assembly. Lineage: Eukaryota; Metazoa; Rotifera; Eurotatoria; Adinetida; Adinetidae.
AUGGAUAACAAUGGUCUUCUUCAUUAUCAAGGAAGAAAAGAUCAUCAAAUCAAAUUACAUGGACAAAGAAUUGAGCUUGGUGAAAUCGAAAGAUGUUUAUUGAAAGCACCUAUUUCUGCGUGUGUUGUCAUGAAAUGGAAUGAUGAUCAUCUAGUUGCUUAUGUUCAAACUUCUAAAAUAGAUGAAGUGCAACUACGUCAACAUUGUCAAUCUCAUCUUCCACCAUAUAUGAUACCAUCUAUAUUUAUUAUACUUGAUAAACUACCUCUGAAUCCAAAUGGAAAAAUAGACAGAAAACAACUUCCUUCACUCAACUUUUCCUUGUUAACUUCGACAUCGUCCGAUAAAUCUGAUAGUCCUCUUAAUCAGUUCGAAGAACGUAUACUCACUAUUUGGUGUCAGGUUCUUCAUUCUAAUGAAAAUCACAUUUCUAGAACUACCAGUUUUUUCAGUGUUGGUGGUCAUUCACUAUUAUUUAUUGAACUUUAUCAUCAGUAUCAAUCAGUGUUUAACUUUGAUACUCAUAUACUUUCAAUUGCUCCAUUUCUUCAACAACCAACGAUAUUUCAACAUUCACAAUUACUUCAAACAGUCAUAAUGAAUAAUACCAAGGCAACACAGUGGUACACGUUACAUAUAAGUGAAGGUAUUGCCUCUUUUGCUCAAGAGCGUAUCUUUCUCGAUGAACAAGUUCGCUUUUCGAGUGAUAUUGCUAUUUACAAUGAACUGCAUACUUUACAAGUUGUUCAAGGAUCAUUAUCAUUCAAUCGUUUAUUACAAGCACUACGAUGUAUUUUGAAUAAACAUAAAAUAUUACGUACAUCUCUUAUUUUCAACAAUGAUAAUAAUAGUUUGAAGCAAUGCAUUACAGAUAUACAUAAAACAUUCACUAUAGCUAUGAAUCAAACAUUUGGGAAUGAAAAUGAACUUCGAGACAUUAUUUAUCAAACAACGAUUAAUCCUAAUCUCUUCGAUCUAUCAAAUGGCCGUGUUUUUCAUGCUGAAAUUCUGAAACAUCAAAUAGCAUUAAAUGAAAAUGAAAACAACAACAAUGAAUGCAUAUCUAAUUCUGAUGUUCUUCUCAUUGCUUUUCAUCAUGCCGCAUUUGAUCGAGCAAGUCGUUCAAUCUUUCUCAAGGAUCUAUGUUCAGCUUAUAAUACUAAUGCAAUAUCAAUAGAAGAUGAUGAAUCAUUGCAAUAUAUUGAUUAUAGUGUACAUGAACGUCUAAUUGAUAUGACAACAUCUCGUGAAUUUUGGAAUUUACAAUUAGAAGAAUACAAUUUCGACUCUAGGUUAUUAUUACCAGUUGAUCGACAUCGUUUAUCUAAUGAUCAUCGAUCAGGUUCUGCUUGUAUCACUCAAAUCUCUUUUGACAACAAGAUUUUACAGUCAUUUCUUGAUUAUGCUUCUACACAUCAUGUGACACCAUUUCAAUUAGGUCUGAGUAUAUUAUAUGCGUUUCUUUUCAAGUUAAAUCAUGGUGAAAAUGAUUUAUGUAUUUCUUGUCUUAAUGCUAAUCGAUAUAAAACUGAACUGCAGAAUAUAAUAGGAAUGUUUGUUUCAACAUUACCAUAUCG